GCGUAUAUAAACUCAGCAAUGCGCUUCAAAAAGACUCACUUGGAUGGAGGAGACCUGGUCAACACCACUCAAACCUCCUUGUUUGUAAAAAGGAAAAUACUAUUUGUGUAAUUAUUGUCAUGAUUGGGCAACACUGCAGCUAUUGGAGGCCCCUUGGUGAAAUUGAUAACGUUUGGGAAGCAGUAAAGUAUCUCACAGAAGAGACACACAGCUGUUCAUUAUUUAACACCUGUGCGAUGUACGAGUGACGAGUCCAUGGGCUAGUGACAUACUCUCAAGAUUUGGAACUGUAACAUUGAAGAAAGAAAGAUUAUAAGAUCCGCCAUGAUGUUUCUGGUUCAGUGGACUCCCUAUCAACGCGCCGGCUUCUGCACCGUCAUUGUAUUGUGUUCCCUCGCUGUUUUCUUUGCGUGCAACAACGUCAACAUCAACUCGAAUUAUGACAUCUUCAAAAUUCUUCGCCCUCCAGGCAUCUCUGAAGAGGUCAACGGAAAUGACUCAGAGGUCCAAGUUUUUGAGGAGCAAAUAAGGCAGGAGAUGAGGAAUCUCACGGCGGUGCCCACUAAUAGGACGAUAAUAUUGAUCUGGUUGUGGCCUUUCAAUUACAAAUUUAGCCCCGAAUGCAUUGGAUCUGAUUUGAGCGGACUACACUUUACCGACAACAGAUCCCUGUAUAACCAGGCUCACCUGGUCUUCUUCCAUCACAGGGAUAUCCGGACUGAUCUUUCCAACAUGCCCAAGGAGCCACGACCAUGGUUUCAGAAAUGGGUGUGGAUGAACAAAGAGUCCCCUGCUAAUUGCCAUCGAAUUCCUCAGGCCACUAGCCUGUUUAAUUUAACAAACAACUACAGGCUGGAUUCGACGGUGCCAGGACGAUACGGAGAAAUAGCUCAACGCAAAACCGCCAAGGAUGAUUUUAAAUUACCAGCUAAGGACAAACUGGUAUGUUGGAUUGUUAGUAACUGGAACCAAAAUUACAAAAGAGUCCAUUUCUACAAUGAACUGAAAAAGCAUAUCCAUAUUCAUACUUAUGGGGCCGCAUUUGGAUUGAAAGUUAGCAGAGAUGAGGCAGACCAGUUAAUUACUAGCUGUAAGUUCUACCUGUCCUUUGAGAACUCUAUCUUUAAAGACUACAUCACAGAGAAGGUUUACAAUCCCCUGUCAAUGGGAACAGUGCCAGUUGUUCUAGGUCCUUCUAGAAAUAAUUAUGAGGAGCACAUUCCUGGUAGUUCAUUCAUCCACAUCGAGGACUUUGAUACUCCAAAGAAGCUUGCUGACAGACUACACUACCUCGACCAGAAUCAAGAAGAGUACAUGAGUUACUUUCUCUGGAGACGGGAAUUUGUGGCCAAACAUGGAGGGUGGGGCAUGGAUGUUUGCCGUACAUACAAAUAUAUGAAAAACGCCCCUGGAUUCCAAACAAUUAACGAUCUAAACAAAUGGUUCUGGGGUUAAGAAAAAAGGGUUAGGGCUAGGUUUGCAUUUUUGGAUAAACCUUUGGGUAAUAAUUUGCCACCUUUGGGUGCAGUACCACGAUUGGGUUUAUUAGUAGUUUGGGGUAUUGGUAUCCACCUAAUAAUAGUCAUAUGUUUCUUUAUACAAUAACAAAAUGGUCAUAUAAGAAAAAUGGGCUAACUGCUCCAAUUUUAUUGGCCAAUAUUCCUCAAACGGAACUAAGUAAAACAAAUUCUGUUCUAUGAUUUUUGUGAGGCUUGGUUUUAAGAUUUUAUGUGGUGAUUUUGGUGAAUUUUAGAUUAUUUUUGUAGCCUGUGAAUCAUUUUAUCAUGUUUAGCUUUGAUAUGAAAUUGUGGGAAAAUUAUAAAUUUUUAGGGCAUAAGACCCGGGUUUUAUAAACGCUUCUGUUUCUAGAGAUUAAUAUUCUGAAAGAAUUUUGAGUCCCGGUCACUCUGGUGAGGAGAAAUAAGCCUAAUUCAUGAUUUUUUACAAUAGCGCCACCUUUGGGUGCAGUACCACAAAUUUGGGUUUAUGGUAGUGGUGGUUAUUGAUAACAAUGCCUGAAAGGUUUAAGAGUUUUCGACUUACGGUAUAGGCUGCAGUAGGACUUUUGCAUACUGCAGCCUUCGCUGCUUGGACCCCUGGCGGGGAAGAGUCCAACUCGCGAUGGUCCAAACACCCCCCCCCCCCCCAGGAUCCCUUGCGGCACCCUGAACGUUGGCCACAAUAUGUUUAUUUAAUAUAGCGCCUUUCUCAUACUCAAGGUCGCUUUACAGUGUCAUGAGCUCACACAGAACAAGACGGCACAGCAAAAAAAAAGAUAAAAUAAAAAUUAAUAAUAUAUACAAUGGAAUGAAUGGAAUGGAAGGGAAUAGUAUAGUCAAGCUUUCUUUGGGAUAAUCAUUUAUAAUAUUGGACAAUCAUGGAUAAUACAUGUUUUAUGUUGACCUGAUCCUACUGUUGGCAGGUUUAGGGGGAUUUUAUAUUAUUCCUUUUGCCUUACUCCUUUUUAUACACCUAUGUAUCCACCAUUAGAUUUUCAUUCCGAAAACUGUAUUUUGUCCAUGUAAAUGUGAGCAUAUAUUUAGUCAGACAUGUUCGAUGUUCAUAGUUGAUUAAAGUUCUGAUAAAACAUAA
Gadus macrocephalus (Pacific cod) is the source of this 2592-nucleotide messenger RNA. Its product is annotated as 4-galactosyl-N-acetylglucosaminide 3-alpha-L-fucosyltransferase 9-like. The record is from RefSeq and is a predicted model, not a curated record. Gene Ontology annotation, molecular function: alpha-(1->3)-fucosyltransferase activity. NCBI's taxonomy places the organism in Eukaryota, Metazoa, Chordata, Actinopteri, Gadiformes, Gadidae. The transcript is spliced from 2 exons. Gene Ontology annotation, cellular component: membrane. The coding region runs from base 325 to 1455 and encodes 376 amino acids.